Messenger RNA from Teleopsis dalmanni, 2305 nucleotides. Its product is annotated as pyrethroid hydrolase Ces2a. The transcript is spliced from 4 exons. NCBI's taxonomy places the organism in Eukaryota, Metazoa, Arthropoda, Insecta, Diptera, Diopsidae. Bases 196 to 2292 code for a protein of 698 amino acids. The record is from RefSeq and is a predicted model, not a curated record.
CUAAAUCGAAUAAAUUCUGGGUGUUGGAACAUUUUUCAAGACUGAGUGCAGAAUACAUAAUGAUUAAUCAGCAAAUCAGGAACAAAACAUCGUAUUUCCGAUAAGCUAAUAAUUUGUGAUUUUAAUAAAAAAAACCUUGAAAGCAUAGCAAUUAGAAGUUAUGAUACACGAUACGGAAAUUGUGAUGAUAUCAAAAUGAUUCUUCAGUUAAGAAACAAAUUCGAACUAAUCUUCAUCUCAUUGUUAGUGAAAGUGAUUUUAUGUCGCACACAGCAGGCACAGAUCACACUGGAGAAAGGAACAGUUGCGGGUCUGAAAGUGUUUCCAGACUCCAGUCGAUCAGCAGUUUACGCCUUUUUGGGCGUUCCUUAUGCUCAGCCUCCAAUCGGGGAUCUGCGUUUUGCUUCACCAAAACCUCACAGAGGUUGGAAUUGGACACUUCAAGCGAAAAGUUUAAAACCCAUUUGUCCUCAACUAACAAAUACAAUUUACGACGAGACUGCAGAUAGUGCAUUUGCACGUCCGGCGCAAAUGUCCGAAGAUUGUUUAUAUCUAAAUAUUUGGGUACCAGAGACAGCAUUACGUUUAGGAAAUUUACCGGUACUGGUAAUUAUAUCUGGUGAAGAUAUGUUAUAUGAUUGGCCCCAUAAUCGCGCAUUUGGCUUUGACUUAGCAUCUGAAGGUAUUAUUAUCGUAAAUAUACAAUAUCGGACAAACAUAUUUGGCUGGAUAAAUUUAUUAAAUUCAAAAAUGUCGGGUAAUUUCGGUUUAGAGGACCAACAGCUGGCACUUAAAUGGAUUAAGCAGAAUAUACAAAAUUUUGGUGGAAAUCAGAAUCAAAUCACAUUACUGGGACAUGGUACAAGUGGUACAGCUUGUGUUAUGGCUUUGUCUUUAAUACAAGAUGUUAGAGAACCGAUUUUCUCUAGCAUCAUUUUAAUGUCACCGAAAGACCUUAUAGGAACUUUGAGUUUAAAUGAAGUUGUUAUGGAAUCAUCAAAAAUUUUGAUUCGAAAGCUCGGUUGUCACUUUGAGGAAGAUGGAGAUCAAUUGCUCAUUUGCCUACGUAUGAAAAGUGUAAGCGAUUUGCAGAAGGCAUUUGAAAGUAUUUAUAAUCACGGAAAUACAACUUUGAUAAUAGGUCCAAUUCUUCAAAUGAACAUAAGAGAUAUCUUAAAAAAUAAACCAUUGGAUUCAAUUUCAUCUAUUCUAAUUGGUAUAACGUCGAACGAAGGUGCUUUUUUACAAGAUUAUUGGUUGGACUUGGCACGCGAAAGCUAUGACGCAUUGCAGUCAUAUAUAAACUUUACUAUUCUACCACGCAUACUGGAAAAAUUUAAUGUGUCUUCAACAUCUAGAACGAAUAUUGUCAAGGAGCUUUAUAUGCGAUAUUUCAAUGGUGAGGCAGGAAGUAAUGUGAUUUAUUUAUUAAAUUCGAUGCAGAGAAUGCUGUCAGAGUUCUUUUAUGAGAUGCCGUUCUAUGACACUUUAGAGACAUUAAUAUCAAAUAAAUUUACUAAGUCUUCUAUAUAUGCAUAUAUAUUUGAUACACCUAAUUCAUUGGAUAUGCGUGGUAAGCUAAACCUUUUCGGUGGUGCUUCGCAUUCCUCAGAUCUACCAUUAUUAUAUGGACAAAGUCUUUUUCAACAAAUAUCCAGACGACGUUUAACAAAUAAUGAAGAAAAACUUUGUCGCCAUAUUCGAAAUGUGUUUCUAAGUUUUAUAAAAAGUGGGAACCCCACAAAUAAUAACUCUAACAUUUGGCUUUCAUAUAAAAAUGAACAUAAAUUCGUUUAUAAUAUUGGUUCUGGAACGGAAAAGGGGAUAGAUACUACUUUUAUUUCAUCAAUGUAUUUAGAAAAUAAUAUCGAAAAAAUUACGAACUUGUUAUAUGCGGAAACAAAUAACAUGGAAACGAGAUUACCUCGACCAAGCCGUAAUGAUUUAGGAAAUAUACACAAUAAUAGCUCAAGAUAUGAGGAAGCUAGUACAAAAAAUCAACAGUAUACAAUUUAUGCUUUGCAUCUAAAACGCGUCUAUGAAUUCUGGAAAAUAUACUUACCAAAUAUUGAAACAUUUGAUAAUGAAUCGGACUAUAAUAGAUUUCAUGGUGCUUACAGUUAUCGUAUACGUCUAUUAGAAGCUUCAGCAGAUGCUGCAAGAUAUAAACAUGGAUUUUUUGUAAUGCUGGGAUUGGUUGUUGUACUUUUAGCCAUUCUUGCGGUUUGCGUACAUUUACUUCGAAGUGGUGCAAAUGACAUUCCCUCAGAAACAAAUUUGUUCUGCUCAUGACGAAAGUGGUUUC